Messenger RNA from Salpingoeca rosetta, 2598 nucleotides. RefSeq lists its product as uncharacterized. Gene Ontology annotation, cellular component: protein phosphatase type 1 complex. Gene Ontology annotation, biological process: regulation of glycogen biosynthetic process. Gene Ontology annotation, molecular function: glycogen binding; protein phosphatase 1 binding. Lineage: Eukaryota; Choanoflagellata; Craspedida; Salpingoecidae. The transcript is spliced from 2 exons. The coding region runs from base 1 to 2598 and encodes 865 amino acids. The record is from RefSeq and is a predicted model, not a curated record.
AUGAGCUCUCUCGUUGUGUUGGACACAACCAAUGACCCAUCUGCUCAGGCAGGCACCACAACAUCGACCACCCCGUCAUCGCAGCCCGCCUCAGCCACGGCAUCGGCCAAGAACGCCACAACAACAACAACAACAACGACAGCAACGACAACAAAGGCAGCAGCACCGCCACCGGCUGCAACUCGGCCAUAUGCAGCAACAAGUCAAGCGGAGCGCCUGUUCUCAUCAAACGCCAAGUGCAGGCGCACGCGGACGGUGAGCCUGCCCGCACGCUGCCGUGACUUGCACGACAACGAUCACGACGCUGACGUGUACUUUCUCGAUGGUGGCAUGGGCGAUCACAACGAUGCGUUUGUGGGUGGCCGUGUUGCCACCACGCACACCAAGCACACCAAACGGCACGGCACCCCGCCCCCAGCAACAACACCAACAGCGGCAUCACGUGGGAUCUGGGCGGACUACACACAGCAAAAGCAACACCAGCACCACGGCCCUGACCUGCGCAAGGCGUGGUCCCUCUCCUCCCUGUCGCCGUCGCCACAUCAUCCCGUGUUUGUCUUCCCUGCCAUGACCUGGCAGAAGGUGACGCCAGCGUCAGCGUCCUCGCCGCCCCCAGACCAUCCUCGUCAGCGCCAGCUCUCGCAGCAGCAGCAGUACCUCCAGCAGCACGGCCUGUCGCCAGAGCAGCUGUUGAGGCGCAAAGCAAAGGCGCCCUGCCUGAAGCGCGCCUACUCUGCUCCACAGCUGCACGACUUUUUUGCACACGCAGCAGUCAAGUCGGGCCGUACUGGGACGACCCUAUCUUCGCCAAGGCCUGUUGCUGCGAAAGCCAUAACGAAGAGCGCCUCGGCAACGUCCUCGCCUGUGUCUGCCCCUUCCUUCUCCCCCUCCCCUUCGUCCUCAUCAUCGUCCUCAUCAUCCCCACCAUCGACAGCGUCAACGUCGCCCGAGUCGCUGGCAAAGCGGGGGACGCAAUGGGAUGUAGCAACAGCCAUGGCCGCACUCCGCGCACUCGACCGCACGCGUGUGGAUGCAAAGGCGGACGGGGGAAUCGGGUCGCCCUCACUCGCAUCCCCACCCGUCCCGCCGUCCCCAGCCUCACCUCCCUCGACCCCUGUGCACACGGAAGAGGAAGACGAUGCUCUCCACCACGCCAACGCAACGGAGGGCGGGAAUGCCGCUGCACGUGCUGCUGCACCGAAUGAUGACGGCCACAACACGUCAACAGCAAAGAGCGCUGUCAGUGCAACCAGUGGUGCGACAAGUGCUGUCAGCAAGGCGGCGCAGGCCAGCACCUCGCGCUCCCCCACGUCGCCGCUGGCGCUGUCAAAGCAUGUGGCGGAGGCCAUUGGGACGCUCCCGCCAGAUCACCUCGCCCGCCGCGAGGUGAAGCGGUACAGCACGGAGCUGAUCCAGCCCCCGCAUCUCGCCGACCAGAUGUGGCAGGUGACGCCCCGCCGCGACCGCCGGGCGAGCCGGCUCAAGUGGCGCGACAGCACUGGCCGCAAGCUGUGCUCGUCCAUGUACUUCUGGAAGGAAGAGCCACCCAACGCGUGCAGCAGCAACGGGCUCAUUCCCAACCCCAUGGAGAGCAGCGACGAUGAUGACUCUGACGAGGAGGACGAGGAGGAUGACGGUGAAGACGGCUGUAAUGGCGAUUGUGGUGACGAUGCCGAUGACGACGACGACGUGGAUCUCGACUUGACGGAUGACUUUGACCUGGACCCUGCCCUGUCGCUGUCACCAUCUCGGCCGCCUCCACCUGCAUCGUCACUGACCCCAGAGGGCACGCUGCGCAGCUGCUUGAAGAAGACGCCGCGCACCAACCGCGUCCGUGCGAACAUCAGCUCCAAUACCGCCGCGCAGCGCUUGGAGGCGCAGAUGCUUGCAUCGCCACCGUCGUCUCCCGUCACCUCCGCAAGGCCACGUGCAGCAUCCUCCUCGCAAACAACAACAUCAUUGUCCAAUGUGCGCGCACCAGCGCGCACGCGCCAGCCCGCGCUGCCAGCGUCGUGGAUGCAGCGCCAGCAGCAGCAGCAGCCUGGUGGAGGUGGAGGUGGAGGUGGCGGUAACGACACGUACCGCCCUUCCAAGACAACAUUCUCGUUUGCUGACGUGGGCGCCCUUCCCCACACGCGCGUGGCCAUGUUGCAUGCACUUUCACGCAAGUACGUGCAGCUUGAGGACCUGACGACACACACGCCGUACCUCUUCUUCAUCGUUCGCGUGCUCAAUCUCGCGUUUGAGAAGAGCGUCAUUAUCCGCUACACCACGGAUGGCUGGCGCUCACACCACGAUGUGCACGCCGACUACCUCCCCGGCUCGUCGGACCCAUCCUCCGAUCGAUUCUACGCAAACCUGUCGUUCCCAACGGCGCCAGGCAGCGGUUGCAUUGAAUUCGCCAUUCGCUAUCUGACUGAUGGAAAGGAGUUCUGGGACAACAACGACGGCCACAACUACAAAGUGACGGUCACGCGUGUGCCGUUCAUGCGGUUUGGUGGCUACUCCCCGUCGUCUCCAUCGCCCUCCAACUCGUCCUCGCCUUCACCACCUGCCUCACGCAAGAGCAGCCGCAGCAACAGCACCAGCUACAUCUGA